Molecule: messenger RNA, 1188 nt
Organism: Exophiala xenobiotica
Lineage: Eukaryota; Fungi; Ascomycota; Eurotiomycetes; Chaetothyriales; Herpotrichiellaceae
Exons: 5
Coding region: 75-647 (190 amino acids)
Biological process (GO): mitochondrial electron transport, cytochrome c to oxygen
Cellular component (GO): mitochondrial envelope
Source: RefSeq, a predicted model, not a curated record
AAACGACCUCCUGCUUCUACACGUCUUUUGCUGCCUUUCACCACUCUCGACACUCCACUCUCAAGUUGCUCACCAUGUCGGCAGCACGCGCAGCCUUUUCUCUGGCCCGCCGUGUCCCUUUGAGAUCAGUCUGCGUCGCUCCUCGAUCAUUCGCUACGGUCGCAGCUCGCCGGGGGAAAUGGGAUCCCAAGCCAGGUGAUCCGGAUGCCAAACUUAUGCCUUUCGACGAAAUCAAGACCGAGAAGGAUCUUCUUCCACCUGGUGCCGAGCCUGGUACCGUCCCUACCGAUCUCGAACAAGCUACCGGUCUUGAACGUCUCGAAAUUCUCGGAAAGAUGCAGGGCAUUGACAUUUUCGACAUGUCACCCCUUCCGUCCGAUAGAAAGGGUACUUUCGAAGACCCAAUUAUUGUCAAGUCGGCAGGAGACGAGAUCCAAGCUGGUUGUACUGGCAGUCCUGCAGACUCACACAUUGUUAAGUGGCUUGUGAUGUCCCGCAAGCGACCAUUCGAACGAUGCCCUGAAUGCGGUAGCUGCUACAGAAUGGACUACGUCGGACCUCCGGAUGACCCGCAUCACCACCACCAUGGCUAUGAGGAACCCAAGACUAUGGCAGACUUCGUCAAGCCCGAAUACUGGUACAGAUAAACAGGGGAAUCAUGUUGAGGUUGUUUGAAAGAGCAUUGGGGAGCAUUGUACAUAAGGUGAUACCGGGUCAGACUGACCUAGAGAGCAAUUCAGUAUGCAUGGUGACCAACGAGCUUGCAUCUGUCUCUUCCCAUUCCUACCAUGCAAAUGAGGGGAAUCAAUGCUUGUCAAAGCUGCAUUUAGCUCAGUGUCCAUGCCUGACGCACCGAUUUGAUCCGUCACUAACCGUGACGACGUAUGUGAGGAGUUAACAAUUUGCUACAGGGCGAAAUAACCACGGUAAUCGGAUAAAGAUAGCGGCUAAACGCCACAUUGUGCCGUUCAAAACCCCCCCAGACUAUGAUUUAGACAGCCAGACAAAAGCUCCUAUUGAUCCUUCACAACCACCAACUCGCGCUUCGGGCAAGAGACGGCACAACGGGCUUCUCCAUCUCUUGGAAUUGGAGAUAAGUGAGGAGGGGGGCCCUUGGCGGAUAUGCGAGCCUUGUCUCCCCCAUGAUUGUUGAAGCUAUAUAUACAAUGAUCUACCCUCGGGAACUCG